AUGAGUAGUCGGCACGUAAUCAAGAAAGUAUGGGCUAGAUUUUUCGAGUACCUAUUACAGUUUGAUCAACCCAUCUCUUGGGUGAUCUUCCUCGUGGUCACUAUAGAUCUAGCUUAUUUAUUAAAGAGUCCAGAAAGUGUUGAGAAUUACUUGGACGAAUAUCUUCAGAAUAAUCCAAAACAAUGUGAAGAAGUAGAAAACAUAAUAUUACAUCAUAAUGAAUUAAGUGUGAUGCCUGGGAAUAUACAUAGAUUUACAAAUAUUAGAAUAUUGGAUAUUAGUAAUAACGGAUUAACUAUUUUGCCGGAUAUUUUCCAGUAUUGCCAACUGUCUAAUUUAAUUUUGAAAAAUAAUAGAUUAAGGAAUGAUACGUUGCCAAAGGAGUUUACCGAAUGCAGCUCGUUAAAAGAGCUAAACUUAAGUGGGAACGAUAUCAAGUAUUUUCCAGACCAAAUUUUAAAUUUCCCCAACUUAAAAUUUCUCUAUUUAGGAGGAAAUAACAUGGAAAAUAUAUCGAACUCUAUAUGGAGAUUAAAACACUUACAAGUGUUAUCCCUAGGCGGAAAUAAUAUUUCGGACGUGCCCUUAUCAGUAGGUCAAUUGAAAAACCUUCAAGCAUUAGUCCUUUGUGAUAACAAUAUUGAGCUGCUUCCGGCCAACAUAGCGAAUCUUCAUAAUUUAAGGUCGUUGCUCCUCCAUAAAAAUAAGUUAAAAACGCUACCUCCAGAAAUAAUAGCUUUGCGGAAUUUAUCAGAGCUUAGUCUAAGGGAGAAUCCCUUAAUUGUACGCUUCGUUAGUGAUAUACAACAUCAACCAGCUAGUCUCCUUGAAUUAUCUGGCAGGGCAUUGAAAUUGUACAAUAUCGAGGUUCAACCAGGCGAUAUACCCACCACUCUACUGGGUUAUUUAAAUUCCGCUCACAGAUGUGUAAAUUCUAACUGCAAAGGAGUUUUCUUCGACAACAGAAUAGAACACGUGAAGUUUGUAGAUUUUUGUGGAAAAUAUAGAAUACCGCUGCUUCAGUAUUUAUGCUCGUCCAAAUGUGCAACAAUUCCAGCCGAUGAUGUUAUAAGACCCCAUAGAACUUAUUUGAUGAAAAAAGUGCUACUUGGUUAGGUCAUUUAUAAAUUAUAAAACAGAAUAAUUAUAAGAGGGGUACUUUAUUAUAAUAAGUAUUGCUUUAAGGAGGAAAUCAUAUUUAUAGAUUUGUUAUUUGUAUUAUUAUUUGAAAUUUAUAUAAGUUAGGUUAUAAUAAAUUUUUAGUUAAAGUGUUAAAGUUAGUAAAGUGUGAUAUAAAAAAGAAUUUACUGGACUAAAGAAAGGUGAUAUACGAGAUUAAUAAACGGGUCAAUAAGUA
Sitophilus oryzae (rice weevil) is the source of this 1357-nucleotide messenger RNA. RefSeq names its product leucine-rich repeat-containing protein 58. Gene Ontology annotation, molecular function: protein binding. The coding region runs from base 1 to 1116 and encodes 371 amino acids. Lineage: Eukaryota; Metazoa; Arthropoda; Insecta; Coleoptera; Curculionidae. The record is from RefSeq and is a predicted model, not a curated record. The transcript is spliced from 6 exons.